This is a messenger RNA of Eubalaena glacialis (North Atlantic right whale), 780 nucleotides long. It is a transcript of the gene KCTD4, whose product is annotated as potassium channel tetramerization domain containing 4. The record is from RefSeq and is a predicted model, not a curated record. Gene Ontology annotation, molecular function: protein binding. The transcript has a single exon. The coding region runs from base 1 to 780 and encodes 259 amino acids. Gene Ontology annotation, biological process: protein homooligomerization. Lineage: Eukaryota; Metazoa; Chordata; Mammalia; Artiodactyla; Balaenidae.
AUGGAGCGUAAAAUAAACAGAAGAGAAAAAGAAAAGGAGUAUGAAGAGAAACACAACAGCCUGGAAGAUGCUGACCAGGGAAAGAACUGCAAAUCCACCCUGAUGACCCUCAACGUUGGUGGAUACUUAUACAUUACUCAGAAACAAACACUGACCAAGUACCCAGACACUUUCCUUGAAGGUAUAGUAAAUGGAAAAAUCCUCUGCCCAUUUGAUGCCGAUGGUCAUUAUUUCAUAGACAGGGAUGGGCUCCUCUUCAGGCACGUUCUAAACUUCCUACGAAAUGGAGAACUUCUACUGCCAGAAGGGUUUCGAGAAAAUCAACUUCUCGCACAAGAAGCAGAAUUCUUUCAGCUCAAGGGACUGGCGGAGGAAGUGAAGUCCAGGUGGGAAAAAGAACAGCUAACACCCAGAGAGACUACUUUCUUGGAAAUAACAGAUAACCAUGAUCGCUCACAAGGACUGAGAAUCUUCUGUAAUGCUCCCGAUUUCAUAUCAAAAAUAAAAUCUCGCAUUGUUCUGGUGUCCAAAAGCAGGCUGGAUGGCUUUCCAGAGGAGUUUUCAAUAUCGUCAAACAUCAUUCAAUUUAAAUACUUCAUAAAGUCCGAAAAUGGCACUCGACUUGUACUGAAGGAAGACAACACCUUUGUCUGCACCUUGGAAACUCUUAAGUUCGAGGCCAUAAUGAUGGCCUUAAAGUGUGGUUUUAGACUGCUGACCAGCCUGGAUUGCUCCAAAGGGUCGAUUGUUCACAGCGAUGCACUUCAUUUUAUCAAGUAA